This is a messenger RNA of Vanessa atalanta (red admiral), 1093 nucleotides long. RefSeq names its product pancreatic lipase-related protein 2-like. Gene Ontology annotation, molecular function: lipase activity. The transcript is spliced from 5 exons. Lineage: Eukaryota; Metazoa; Arthropoda; Insecta; Lepidoptera; Nymphalidae. The record is from RefSeq and is a predicted model, not a curated record. The coding region runs from base 31 to 1032 and encodes 333 amino acids. Gene Ontology annotation, biological process: lipid metabolic process.
AGAGAUGUCAAUACAUAAGACACAGCCACCAUGAAACUCCUUACGGUUCUUCUUGCUUCAGUAACAUUGUGUGCUGGAGGCGCAAUUCCUUCGGUGCCAGGAGACAACAGCCACUAUGUCGAAGGAGUGAGCCGCUACAUCUGGAUGCCAGAUGGCGAUGGUGUUCCUCAUUUGGUAGAUCUUCAGGCGCCAGUGGAUGAGGCGCAGCUAUUGAGCACUAGGAAUGGCGCCAACAACCAAUAUUGGCUCUUUACCAGACAAAAUCCAACCAGUCGUCAAGUUUUGGUCAAUGGUAACAUUAAUUCUGUACGUAACUCGAACUACCGAGCUAACAGACCCACUAAAGUUAUUGUGCACGGAUGGAACAACAAUGGCAACACCCAAAUGAACCCGUUGAUCACUUCCGCUUUCCUGGCGGUUCAAGACGUCAAUGUGAUUGUUGUAGACUGGAACCAACUUGCUAAUGGCGCAUAUACAACGGCAGUGCGCGGUGUGCCUGAUGUUGGCAGUCAUCUAGGAAACUUUUUGAUUUGGCUUUUCAAUAACGCUGGUGGUAACUGGAAUCAACUACACUUGGUGGGCUUCAGUUUGGGCGCUCAUAUUGUUGGCAAUGCUGGUCGUACUGUCGGAGGUCGAGCUGUCCGUGUCACAGGUUUGGAUCCUGCUGGCCCACAGUGGGGAGGUAAUCCCAACGCACUCAAUCGUAAUUCAGGCGUAUAUGUCGAAUCUAUCCACACCGAUGGUCGUCUCCUGGGUAUUUUCGAUCCUAUCUCUAACGCUGAUUUCUACCCCAACGGUGGUAGAAACCCACAGCCUGGCUGCCUCAUCAGUACCUGUUCCCACGGCCGUGCUACUGAGCUUUUCGCUUCCAGUAUAAGGUUUAACCACUUUGUCGGGAGACAAUGCAAUAAUCUUAAUGAAGCUCAACUUAGCAGCUGCAAUGGUGGACAACUUCGUAUGGGUAACGCUGACGUAGGAAAACGAGGAGCGGGUCUUUUCGGGUUAAGAACUGGAAACAACUGGCCUUUCUAAAUAAAGAAUUGAUACAAACUCUUAUAAAAAAACAUUAAAAUGCCUUUUAAAACAAUUUAAA